GGUCAAGAAUAACCUUCACAAUCCUCGACCUGCAGUUCCAAUCAAUAACCCGCAUCCUCUUGUUAUGGGGGAAAAUGGCUGGCAAUAUUUUCACCCCCGUCUCCUCAGAGUCACCUCCAAUCCCAUCCCGCUCAGAUCAUCCAGUGCGAAGAGAUGGUGUCUUCACAAGGUCAGCCCCCAUGGAUGAUCCAAGACAGAUUCCCUUAGGUUCUCCCGCCGAGUAUCCUCUUCAAACCAACAAGUUUUAUGCGAAUAUGCUCUUGGGUGAUCGGUCAAACUCGGUAUGGACACAUCCGUACUCAGUCUCAUGGGCCAAGGGCAGAGGAAAUGCAAAGAGUUGGGGAAUCAGCAUCUCUCAUAUUGAACGUCAUCAGCUUGCGUUAGGGCCCUUGAAACCAAGCGGUGCCGUACAAUAUUUCAUCAACCCUGUUGGGAUCCAGUCUAUGAUUCUCUCGGCUACCGAACUAGAUCCUUCAAGCGUAUUGACAACCGAUUCAUUGACAGCAUUCAGUGUGAAUGUCAACCUGUCACAGGCUGGAUUUCCACCCCUCAUAACAUUUCCGCUGCUUCAAGGCAUGGGCUUUGUGACUGCUCUUUACAAAUCAUGCAGGCCCCUUAUUCAAAGUUCAGUCUUAUUCAGGGGGAUGGAGCCGGCAGGAUCGCUCCGGAAUAUCACUUCAAAGUUUCGCGCUUUUCUCGAAGAUGGCUCGAUUUGGAUGAUCUAUCUAACUCCAUAUGGAGGCCACAGAGAAAGUCUUUCGAUGGUCAAUAACACGACAUUACAGGGACGUGAUGGGUUUGGCGGAAUGAUUCAAGUUGCAAAACUUCCCAAAGGUGCCUCGGAGGAAAUUUACGAUACCUGCGCUGGAACAUAUGCCAUAUCCUGCGAUUUAUCUGCAGAGGUGUCAGACGAUAAUUGCCAGUAUCAUUUGAAAUGGACGAAGUCUGGCUUACAAAACCCGCUUCUGAUGUUUGCGCUUCCGCAUCACGCCAGUUCUUUUGACAGGAACACCGUCAUGGCGGUUCGAAAUCUUCAUUUGCAGACAACCACGAAAGGACUGGCGGUUGCAGUCAUGUCGGAUUGCUGGACAAUGAGGGAGAGGCUUCCCAUUGAUAUCGGGUUCGCACCAUGGCAUCCGGCAAAGGGCUCUAUAACAAAUGUUUCUCCUGCUGCGACUCGAACGAUAAGAGCUGUGGGCGAGAAAGAAAUAGCACAGGACUUCCUCUCACAAUGCUGCUUGGAUAGCAUGUAUUUUAGCGGCAAAGGAUUAGCGAAAUUUGCAAUGAUGCUUUUUGUCCUCCGCGAUCUUGUCGAGUGUCCGGACCUUGUUCAAUCCGGACUGGAGAAAUUGAAACAAGUUUUUGCUGUGUUCAUCUCCAACAAACAGCCCAACCCUCUCGCCUAUGACCAGGUCUGGAAAGGGGUCAUCUCGAUCGCAGGAAUGAAAGAUGGACCAGGUGCAGACUUCGGCAAUUCAUGGUACAACGACCAUCACUUCCACUACGGCUAUCACGUCUACGCUGCUGCAAUGAUCGGGUAUCUUGAUCCAAGCUGGUUACAAGAUCUGCGGCAUACGUCCUGGGUGAACAUGCUCGUUCGGGACUUCGCCUCUCCCGUGUGUGAUGAAUAUUUCCCAUUUUCUCGAUCCUUUGACUGGUAUCAUGGCCAUAGUUGGGCGAAGGGUCUUUUUGAGAGUGCCGAUGGCAAAGAUCAAGAGAGUACAAGUGAAGAUGCCUUUGCUUCCUACGCACUCAAGAUGUGGGGAAAAGUCACUGGCGAUCGAAAUUUGGAGGCUCGUGGAAAUCUCAUGCUUGCAAUUCAAGCCAGGUCAUUCCCGACGUAUUUUCUCAUGGAGUCAAAAAACAACAUUCAUCCUCCUCAAUUCAUUGGGAACAAAGUGACAGGCAUCUUGUUCGAAAACAAGGGAGAUCAUGCGACAUACUUUGGGUCCAACCUCGAAUAUAUUCAAGGCAUCCACAUGAUCCCUUUGAAUCCAACAUCAGCCCUUAUUCGAAGUGUUCAAUUCGUGGAAGAAGAGUGGAAUACAUACUUCAGCAAUGGUCGAUGUAACCAAGUUGAUGGAGGCUGGAGAGGGAUCUUAUACGCGAACUUGGCUCUUGUGAAUCCAAAAAAGGCAUUCGAAUUCUUUUCUCAACCAAAUUUUGACAUGAGUUGGAUCGAUGGUGGAGCUUCAAGGACUUGGUAUUUGGCAUAUUGUGCUGCACUUGCAGGGCUGUGAUACCUCCGAGGGUUGAAAAUGUCGAAGGAC
Eremomyces bilateralis CBS 781.70 is the source of this 2270-nucleotide messenger RNA. Its product is annotated as endo-1,3-beta-glucanase. The record is from RefSeq and is a predicted model, not a curated record. Gene Ontology annotation, cellular component: cell surface. The transcript has 3 exons. Gene Ontology annotation, molecular function: glucan endo-1,3-beta-D-glucosidase activity; endo-1,3(4)-beta-glucanase activity. NCBI's taxonomy places the organism in Eukaryota, Fungi, Ascomycota, Dothideomycetes, Eremomycetales, Eremomycetaceae. The coding region runs from base 75 to 2240 and encodes 721 amino acids.